This is a messenger RNA of Otolemur garnettii (small-eared galago), 2565 nucleotides long. It is a transcript of the gene CSNK1A1, whose product is annotated as casein kinase 1 alpha 1. Gene Ontology annotation, biological process: peptidyl-serine phosphorylation; negative regulation of canonical Wnt signaling pathway; signal transduction. The coding region runs from base 592 to 1689 and encodes 365 amino acids. Lineage: Eukaryota; Metazoa; Chordata; Mammalia; Primates; Galagidae. Gene Ontology annotation, molecular function: ATP binding; protein serine/threonine kinase activity. The record is from RefSeq and is a predicted model, not a curated record. Gene Ontology annotation, cellular component: nucleus; cytoplasm. The transcript has 11 exons.
AUGCGCAGCUGGGCGGUGACGGGAUGACGCUUGGAGCGUGGGCCGCGACUCUCACGGAUCCGGUUCCGCCCUCUUUCUAGCUGCCGAUCCUUCGGGGCUAGAGCCCGAGAUCCUUUUCCCAGAGUGCUGUGCGCCGUGAAGAAGCGGCUCCCGGGGACUGGGGGCAUUUUGUGUUGGCUGGAGCUGGAGUAACAAGAUGGCGGCGUCGGCGGAGUGACAGGGGUCCCUCCGGGCCGGAGCCGGCGGCAGUGGUGGCAGCGAUAUCGCCGCCGUAGUUCACCGCGCCUUUUUUCCAGCCCGCAACGUCGCUGCGAAGGCGAGGAAGCGGCAGCCGUCCGGAAACAAGUGGCCCAGCCUAGUAACCGCGAGAACACCUCACAAACUACGGCCUGGCAAAAAGAAUCCCUACUGAGCGGUUGUGAUCACGUUCUCCUUGACUGAUUCUGGGCCCUAUAGCGCCGAGGAAGCCUCCGUGCUCCGUUUCCUGCCGCCCUUCUCCGCGGCCUUGCCCGGGGGACGAGCCCCAGAGGCCUCCGUCGUUCUCUCAGAGGUGUCGGGGCUUGGCCCCAGCCUCCAUUUUCGUCUCUCAGAAUGGCGAGCAGCAGCGGCUCCAAGGCCGAAUUCAUUGUCGGAGGGAAAUAUAAACUGGUACGGAAGAUCGGGUCUGGCUCCUUCGGGGACAUUUACCUGGCGAUCAACAUCACCAACGGCGAGGAAGUGGCAGUGAAGCUAGAAUCUCAGAAGGCCAGGCAUCCCCAGUUGCUGUACGAGAGCAAACUCUAUAAGAUUCUUCAAGGUGGGGUUGGCAUCCCCCACAUACGGUGGUAUGGUCAGGAAAAAGACUAUAAUGUACUAGUCAUGGAUCUUCUGGGACCCAGCCUUGAAGACCUCUUCAAUUUCUGUUCAAGAAGAUUCACAAUGAAAACUGUACUUAUGUUAGCUGACCAGAUGAUCAGUAGAAUUGAAUAUGUGCAUACAAAGAAUUUUAUACACAGAGACAUUAAACCAGAUAACUUCCUAAUGGGUAUUGGGCGUCACUGUAAUAAGUGUUUAGAAUCUCCAGUGGGGAAGAGGAAAAGAAGCAUGACUGUUAGUACUUCUCAGGACCCAUCUUUCUCAGGAUUAAACCAGUUAUUCCUUAUUGAUUUUGGUUUGGCCAAAAAGUACAGAGACAACAGGACAAGACAGCACAUACCAUACAGAGAAGAUAAAAACCUCACUGGCACUGCUCGAUAUGCUAGCAUCAAUGCACAUCUUGGUAUUGAGCAGAGUCGCCGAGAUGACAUGGAAUCAUUAGGAUAUGUUUUGAUGUAUUUUAAUAGAACCAGCCUGCCAUGGCAAGGACUAAAGGCUGCAACAAAGAAGCAAAAAUAUGAAAAGAUUAGUGAAAAGAAGAUGUCUACUCCUGUUGAAGUUUUAUGUAAGGGGUUUCCUGCAGAAUUUGCCAUGUACUUAAACUAUUGUCGUGGGCUGCGCUUUGAAGAAGCCCCAGAUUACAUGUAUCUGAGGCAGCUAUUCCGCAUUCUUUUCAGGACCCUGAACCACCAAUAUGACUACACAUUUGAUUGGACAAUGUUAAAGCAGAAAGCAGCACAGCAGGCAGCCUCUUCCAGUGGGCAAGGUCAGCAGGCCCAAACCCCCACAGGCAAGCAAACUGACAAAACCAAGAGUAACAUGAAAGGUUUCUAAGCAUGAAUUGAGGAACAGAAGAAGCAGAGCAGAUGAUUGGAGCAGCAUUUGUUUCUCCCCAAAUCUAGAAAUUUUAGUUCAUAUGUACACUAGCCAGUGGUUGUGGACAACCAUUUACUCUUGGUGUAAAGAACUUAAUUUCAGUAUAAACUGACUCUGGGCAGCCUUGGUGAUGCUGUAUCCUGAGUUGUAGCCACUGUAAUUGUGAAUAUUAACUGAGAUAGUGAAACAUGGUGUCCGGUUUUCUAUUGCAUUUUUUCAAGUGGAAAAGUUAACUGAAUGGUUGACACACACAAAUUGGUGGAGAAAUUGUGCAUAUGCCAAUUUUUUUGUUAAAACUUUUUAUUUUGAACUAUACUGCUUUGAGAUCUCAUUUCAGAAGAACGGCAUGAACAGUCUUCAGCCACAGUUGUGAUGGUUGUAAAUGCUCACAAUUGUGCAUAUUCUUAGGGUUUUUCCAUCCCUGGGGUUUGCAAGUUGUUCACUUAAAACAUUCUUAAAGUGGUUGGCUUCUUGUUUGCAAGCCAGCCGAUGUGGUAGCAACCAAAGAUUCCAGUGUUUGAGCAUAUGAAAGACUCUGCCUGCUUACCUGUGCUAGAAAUAACAGCAUUUAAAGUGAAGACUUAAGAAAAACUUAGUGACUACUAGAUUAUCCUUAGGACUCUGCAUUAACUCUAUAAUGUUCUUGGUAUUAAAAAAAGCAUAUUUGUCACAGAAAUUUAGUUAACAUCUUACAACUGAACAUGUAUGUAUGUUGCUUAGAUAAAUGUAAUCACUGUAAACAUCUAUAUGAUCUGGGAUUUUGUUUUUAUUUUGAAAUGGGAGCUUUUUUGUUUACAAGUUCAUUAAAAACUAAAAACUGUUUCUGUAAGGAAA